AAUUAAUGCAAAUUUUGACCUUACUAAAAAUUAACUAUGGUUCGAUUUUUGAGUUUUGGUUGCAAACCCACAAAAUGUUUUAAGCCCUCAAUAAUAUUAGAAAACUAUUUAAAUGAAUACGUAGAAGCUAUCUGCUGCCUUUGCACAAACUACAGGUUCGGUUCCUACUUUUACACCAUGUGUCUGGCCAUAUUUGGUAUGGUGCUGACAUUGGCGGAUAUUUGUAGAACGGUAACCAACGGUCCUCUGGCCAUUUGCAAGUCGAGAAAAGUCUACCCAAACAACGAUUGGUUUUUAUGUCCUCGGCUGGAAAGAGAUUUAAACUUGAUGGGAAGUUUCUUCAACCUGCUGAUGUACAUAUUUCUACUGAUUGGCCUGCUAUCAAGCAAACAGUUCUUCUUGUUCACCUAUCUGGUGUACAAAUUAAUAAUCCUGACCGGGGUUCUGCUAGUCUACCUGAUUCAUGUCAUUAAGAUGAACAACAUCGCAACAAAAUGGAACCUCAUAGUGCUUGCUUUCAGCGUGCAUAAUAUGGUACAAGUGGCAUGUAUACUGAUCAGCUUUACGUAAUUUUAUAAAUAAAGCUAAUAAAACAAC
This is a messenger RNA of Macrosteles quadrilineatus (aster leafhopper), 597 nucleotides long. RefSeq lists its product as uncharacterized. The record is from RefSeq and is a predicted model, not a curated record. The coding region runs from base 37 to 570 and encodes 177 amino acids. The transcript is spliced from 6 exons. NCBI's taxonomy places the organism in Eukaryota, Metazoa, Arthropoda, Insecta, Hemiptera, Cicadellidae.